This is a messenger RNA of Hordeum vulgare subsp. vulgare (domesticated barley), 394 nucleotides long. Its product is annotated as NAD(P)H-quinone oxidoreductase subunit S, chloroplastic-like. Gene Ontology annotation, biological process: photosynthetic electron transport chain. Lineage: Eukaryota; Viridiplantae; Streptophyta; Magnoliopsida; Poales; Poaceae. The transcript has a single exon. The record is from RefSeq and is a predicted model, not a curated record. The annotation marks the transcript as partial.
AUCCCCUCCAAUGGCGCCCGCGCCCACCACCCCCUCCUUCCUUCGGCCCCCGCCGCUGCAUCCCCAUCGCAUCCGCCUGCCCGCCCCUCCUCCCUCCGCGUCCUUCCGCCUCUCUGAAAUCCUCGGUGGCCGCGACCUCUGCAACGGCGAGGUCGGCAUCCGCAAGGAGCUCCUUUCGCCCACCCCGCCCUCACCUCCUUCGUCCACGCCCUCGGGAGACUCCUCGUCAGGAAGCGCCGAGUCGAACCCGCCGUCGGUGGACGCGGACGCGUUCGAGAAGGAGAUGAUGGGCCUCACGGGCGGCUUCCCCCGCGGCGAGGUCGGGCUCAAGGACUUCGUCGCCAAGAACCCGCCUCCUCCUCCCAAGAGAGCCCAGACGGACAGGAAAGCGUCC